This is a messenger RNA of Trematomus bernacchii (emerald rockcod), 3238 nucleotides long. RefSeq names its product NACHT, LRR and PYD domains-containing protein 3-like. The coding region runs from base 199 to 2787 and encodes 862 amino acids. The record is from RefSeq and is a predicted model, not a curated record. Lineage: Eukaryota; Metazoa; Chordata; Actinopteri; Perciformes; Nototheniidae. The transcript is spliced from 6 exons. Gene Ontology annotation, biological process: regulation of apoptotic process.
UUUUUUUCUCAUUUACAACAAACAGUUCACUUUCUACUUCUCCGCCCUGGAAGAAGGACAUGCUUUUGCUGGAUUCCUCUGAACUAAGAGGGGAAAUUGCUUUACAAAAUGAGAGAAAUGCUACAAUUCACAAGGCUCCAUCAGCACAUCAUAACUUUACUUUUCUGAUUCGUGCUGAGGAUUUUGUUCAGGUUCGUUAUGGUGGAAAGGGAUGGUUGUAUUUCUAGUUUGAAAGCACUCCGGGUUCUGCGAGUUUCCCUGGUGGAUGAGCUGGAAGGACGAAUUGACUCUCUGCUGGAAAUCUUAGUAAGUCGGGAAGUGUUCACUCGUGACGACCGUGAGGAGGUGUUGUGUCAUUUGGGACCCCGGGCAAGAGUAAGAGAGGUGUUGGAUAUCCUGGAAUGUAAAGGCAAUGAAGCAGCUGAUAUUUUUCUUUCAAUUAGUAGUCAUCAUCAGCAAGAGGCACAGAUACACCCCAAAGAAGGAAAUGCAGAUCCGCCUCAAUCCGUGGAAUAUAAGAAAGUCCAACAAAAGCAUAAAGAUGUCAUCAAGCGGCGGAGUGAGAGCAUGCUCUUCUACAACACUCGACACGGGGAGAAAAUUCUUUUUUCCGAACACUACGUCAAUCUCUUGUUGGCAGACGGACACCAGGGCUUGGAUAUGAAAAGACAUGAGGUGCUGACGUUUGGUCAAAAGCGACUGUCUUUGCAGCAGAAGUCAGCGGUGCAGAGAAAAAUCACACCGGCCGAACUCUUUCUAAGCACAAAUGGAAAACAUCCAGUCAAGAAAGUGUUGGUGUCGGGGGUGGCGGGCAUCGGAAAAACCAUCCUGGUGCAGAAGAUGCUUUUUGAUUUUGGAGGAAACAGGGACCAUCUUGGAUUUGACUUCAUCAUCCACAUGACCUUCAGAGACCUCAAUCUGAUCGACAAACCUACGAACUUCCGGGAGCUGGUGCUGCGUAAAAACAGGCACCUGGCUAAGGAACUGGAUAACAUUUUAGAGAACGACGACAAACUGCUGAUCAUCUUAGACGGCUUUGAUGAGUUCAGACACUACAGGAGCUGUGAUGUAGACACAUUCGUGACUGAGCCUGAUGAGGAUGCAGAGGUGGUGGAGGUCUUAGGGAGUCUGAUGCAAGGCGAACUGCUCCCCAACGCUUCUAUCAUGCUCACAAGUCGACCUGCAGCCAUCAACCACAUCCCGGUGGGCUGCAUCGACCGCUUUGUGCUCAUCUCUGGUUUCUCCCUGACUGAAGUUCAAGACUUCUUCUUACGGUAUUUCCAGGACAGUGCCACUGCUGACCGCAUGUUCGCAGUGGUAUCGGCCAAUGAGCUAAUGCUAACACUAUGCUACAUACCUGCAUUUUGCUACAUUGUGUGCUGCAUCCUUCAAGAAAGCAAGGACCUCAGUGGAGAAAGCCCCAAGACCAUGACGGACAUUUAUGUGCAGUAUCUGGUGGCCUUGCUUCGCUCUCACACUCAAGCAAGAGCCCAAACGUUUAGUCAAGGGCAAAAGGAAGGGCUUUCUAAAGUCGUACUGAAGCUGGGUCGACUCGCCUUCCUAAAGCUGAUGGAGCAUCAAACACUAUUCUACAGCAGCGACAAAGACGUGGCAGAGCUAGAGGGAUGCAUCCUUGUAAGCACCUUCCUGGACAAGACGGUGGCACAAGAGCCCGGCUGCACUGAGGAGGUUUACUCCUUUGCACACCUCACUGUUCAAGAGUUCUUCGCUGCAGUUUAUUGCGCGGUGACGGAUCACCCGUUACCUGAAGCUCUUCAGCAAACUACAAGUCCUGGGGAGGGGUCCAGCGGCGGACAUUUGGACCUCUUCCAUCGCUUCCUGUCUGGAAUCCUCGCUGAACGCAACGCUAACCUUCUAUCAAGGCAGGUGGGGCUGAGUUGCAAUAAAGAGAAAGUGGACAGCUAUCGUCAGAGGAUCAUCAAAGAGCUCACAAUGCUCUGUGAGAGUGGAGCUCCUAUCCUCAACCAUUUACACUGCCUGUUUGAGCAACAGGACCCCUCUCUGGCCCUCUCCGUGGAACCUAAAACACUACAGGUUAAUGUUAGCGAUGAAACACUCUCCCAAAUGGAUUACAAUGCCAUCAAGUACUUCCUAAACCUCACCAAGGGGGAAAUAUUAGAGCUGGAUCUGACAGGAACAGGAGUAAGCUGCGAGGCCCUCAGAGAUAUUCAGCCACUGCUGCUCAGAUGUAACAGACUUUGGCUUGGAGAAAAUAUCCUCGGUAUGGACGCAACUCGGGUCAUUGCUGAUGUGCUGCAAGUGUCAGAACAUUUACAGCAACUAGGAAUCGGAUGGACAGACAUCGGCGAUGACGAACUACUGGCUCUUUCUGGUGCCAUACGGGCGAAUAAAAAACUUGAAGAGUUGUGGAUGGAGGGAAACCGAGUGAGCUACAGAGGUCUGCUGUCCCUCAGUGACUUGACCCCGUACCCUCUGAAAAAAAUUGUAGCCAUCUGGAAUGACCUAGCUGACACAGAUCCAGACUCCUUUUGCACACAAGAAAGCAUAACUGUGAGCUUCACAGACAAUGGUAUUUGGGAAGGAUGGGGGGAAUGGGUCUUCAAAAGAUGUGAGGUCAGCAGCAAUGAUAAGUUAGUAACAUUUCUCCACAAAGUGUGCAACAUAUCCGUCCACUGCUUGGAAGGCCAGUGGGCGAGUAAUUUUUACAAGCAACUGUUACAGCUCAUCAAGCAAAGGAUUGAGAUCUGCACCGAGGACGACAUGCUCAGGAAGCUGGAGAAGUUUGAGACCAUUUUGAGCUUCUAAUUAAGAUGAGGACCAUAGUUGAGUCAUAAGCUAGACAACACAAGUCAAAUGUCCCUUUGGUGCUGACUUAUUUCCGUAACACGUGCAAAAAUGUGUCCUGGCCAGUACGGGUAUCGAACCCGCGACCUUCGCGUUAUUAGCACGACGCUCUAACCAACUGAGCUAACCGGCCACGUGUUACCAAAUGUAAAGUAAAAAUUAUAUACCAAAUCUUGACUUCUUUUGGGGCCUUAGUUUUGUUACACUAUUUUAAACUAUACUUCCUUUACCUAUACACAAAAUGUUUUUAUGGAGACACUUAAUUUAAACUUAGUAUUGAUAUUUUUCAUAUUUAUUGUGAUCUUAAUGGUCAAUGAAUCUUGGUCUUUGUGUGUAUGACGUUGAUAUGUCUGUCGUGUAUAUGUGUAUUUAAAAACAAUGUUUACAGAAAAGUUCGAUUUAUCGUAACUUG